CAAAUAUUACCUGACCAUCCCAAUCAAUAAUGUGGAAUUGGUGGGAGAUAAUAAAUUAUUUAUUGCAUGUUCUUCGAGUGAUAAUUUGAUAAAGUCCCAAAGAAGAAUACGCGGGUGGGUAUAAAAGAACUCUCUCAGCUCUGAACGUGUGCUAGUCACUAAACUGAUCGCUGCAGGUGUGCUUCCAGCUUAAUAGGUGCAAAAAGUGUUGUAUUCUGUGACAAAAUUUAAUGUGAACUUUUUUUGUGAGUUGAAAUGAGAAGUUUUUGGGGAGGAUUUAUUGGAGCUGUGAUGCUUUUAGCAUCACUGCAGCCACUUCAGUCUCUCCCAGCACUCAAUGGAUCAUCUCUGCAACUUCUUGCACUAACUGAGACCGAAAUGAUGGAGGUUCUCGAUAAGUACAACAAUGAUGCCAUUUCUUACUGCAAUGCUCAAUCAUUGGCAAACUGGGACGUUCAGACACACGUCGGUGAUCAAACUUAUACGCAAAUUCAGGUUGAAAAAUCCUUGGAAUACGCAAACUUCCGUAAGGAGCACUACGACUUGUAUUUCAAGGAUGCCAUAAUUGAUGACUACACAGAUGAAGGUGUGCGAAGACAAUUAAAGUUCUUGAAAGAUUUAGGAUCUUCAGCGAUGAGUGAUGAUGAUUUAAAGCAGUUCACAGAUACCAGAAAUGCCAUGACUGCUAUAUACAAUUCCGCCAAAAUAUGCCCAUACACCCAGAGAGAUUGUGAAAGUGAUCCCAACUUCACAGACUACCUCACACUUGAUCCCGAAAUUGAGGUUCGCAUGGCUGAAUCGCGGGACUACGAUGAACUCCAAUAUCUGUGGACGGAAUGGCGGGAGAAGUCUGGGAAACUAAUGCGUGAAGACUACAAGGAAUACGUGAGACUGAUAAAUUUAAUGGCUCAAUUGAAUGGUUAUACGGAAGCUGGAGAAAUGUGGCGAGGACGGUACGAGGUGGAUAAUUUUGAGCAGAUGGCCGAAGAUCUCUGGGUACAAGUGGAACCUCUCUAUAACGAACUCCAUACGUAUGUUAAGCUAAAAUUGGAGCAGAUUUACAAAGACAAAUUGGAUCCACGAGAUGAAACAAUUCCGGCUCAUAUCUUGGGAAAUAUGUGGGCACAGUCAUGGUCAAAUCUCUACGAAGAUCUCAAGCCAUUCAAAAAUGCAACUCUUGUGGAUGUUACCGGGAAGAUGUUGGAGCAGGGAUAUACAAUUAUGAGAAUGUUUGAAGAUUCUGAUGAAUACUACGAGAGUCUUGGCCUCGGAAGGCAAGAGAUGAGCUACAAUCCACCAUCGAUUAUUGAGAAGCCCGAAGAUCGUAUCAUUGCUUGCCAUGCAUCUGCUUGGGACUUCUGUAAUGGACAAGAUUUCCGCAUUAAAAUGUGCACGAAAAUUAACAUGAAGGACUACAAUACGGUUCAUCAUGAAAUGGGUCACAUCAAUUACUACCUUCACUACAGGGAUCUUCCAUUAUUGCUGCGUGGUGGAGCCAAUCCUGGUUUCCAUGAAGCUGUUGGCGAUGCUAUAUCCCUUGCCGUUGAAACACCCCAACACCUUCAACGUAUCAACUUGCUGGAUGAGUAUGCUGACUCAGAAGAAGAUAACAUCAACGCCUUAUUCUCCAUGGCUCUUGAAAGGGUAGCCUUCCUUCCAUUUGGCUAUCUCAUCGAUAAAUGGCGAUGGGAUGUCUUCCGCAAUGCAAUUCCUGAGUCACAGUGGAACAGCCACUGGUGGGCACUACGUCGUCGCUACCAAAAGAUUUCCCCACCUGUAGAGCGUUCAGAGGAAUAUUUUGACCCUGGUGCAAAGUAUCACAUUCCCGCUGACUCGCAGUAUAUGUCCUACUUUACGGCUCGCAUUCUGCAGUUCCAAUUCUACAAAGCCAUGUGCAUUGCUGCUGGACAAUACGAUGAAAAUAAUCCUCAGGCACAGCCUCUGCAUAAGUGCAACUUUUAUCAAUCAGUUGCAGCAGGAGAUCGAUUGAAGGCUGGUCUUCAACUGGGUACUAGUAAGCAUUGGUCUGAUGCUUUGGAGGCCAUUACUGGAUCCCGAGUUAUGGAUGCAAGUCCUCUUAUUGAGUACUUCCAACCACUUUAUGACUUCCUAAAGGUUGAGAAUGAAAAUCUACGAAAUGAAGCUAUGCAAGAGACACUCAGAGAAUACAAUGUCUUGGCUGCAGAAGAAGCAGCAAAGAUGGUUCAUGCAAGUUGGGAUGUAUCAACCAAUAUUGGUAAUACUGCUAUUCAAGAGCAAUACAAUCAGGCAGUGCUGCAAAAUGCCCAAUUCCAUAAAGAAAAGUAUGAAGAAAUUUUCAGUGGACUCAAUCCAGAAGACUAUACAGACGAAGAUGUUCGGCGUCAGUUGCUCUAUCUAACAAAACUGGGCAUUAGUAUUCUUCCAGAAGAAGAUUUAAGUACCCUAACUGCUGCAAAACUUAGAAUGGAAAAUACCUAUUCAGAUGCAAAGAUUUGCCCCUACACAAAAAGAGACUGCAACGUUGAUACAGAUCCUGAUGCUCUAACAUUGGAUCCAGAAAUUACAAAAGUCAUGGCUGAAUCUACAGAUUACGAUGAAUUGGAGUACGUUUGGAAGGAAUGGCGCGAAAAGAGUGGAAAAUUGAUGAGAAGCGAUUACAAGACGUACAUCGAUCUGUCCAAUAGGGCAGCAACGAUGAAUGGUUUUGCUGAUUACGGAGAUAUGUGGCGCUUUGAAUAUGAAGAUCCCAACUUUGCCCAAAAUAUGGAGAAUCUCUGGAAUCAAGUUGAACCUCUGUACAGCACCCUUCAUACCUAUGUUCGACACAAAUUGAUUGAUAUCUACGGAUCGGACAAAGUAAAGGUUGAUGAAGAUUUAAUUCCAGCUCAUCUUCUUGGCAAUAUGUGGGCUCAAUCAUGGGUGAACCUGUACGAUAGAAUUAAGCCUUUUGAUGCAAGUGUGGUUGAUGUUACCCAGAGCUUAGUGGAUGGAGGAUAUACCGCAUUUAGGAUGUUUGAGGUUUCCAAUGAGUUCUUCAUGUCUUUGGGGCUACCUUCAAAUGAAAUGAGCUAUACAGGGCAGUCAAUUAUUGAAAAACCCACCGAUAGGGUCAUUACGUGCCACGCUUCAGCCUGGGAUUUCAUGGAUGGUGAAGAUUUCCGAGUGAAAAUGUGUACCACCAUCAAUAUGGAGGAUUUUAUCACAGUUCAUCAUGAAAUGGGGCAUAUCGCAUAUUUUAUUCUCUACAAGGAUCAACCUGUUAUCUUCCGCGGAGGUGCUAAUCCAGGCUUCCACGAAGCCGUUGGCGAUCUCAUAGCACUCUCAGUUUCAACUCCAACACAUUUGCAAAAGAUUGGCCUUCUGCAGAACUACGCUGAUACGAGGGAGGACAAUAUUAAUGCCUUAUUCCAAAUGGCUCUAGAACGUGUGGCUUUUUUGCCAUUUGGACUUCUUAUUGAUAAGUGGCGAUGGGAAAUCUUCAGUGGAGCCAUCCCAGAGUCCAGCUGGAAUGCAGAAUGGUGGAAUAUGAGGAAGAGGUAUCAGAAAAUUGAGCCACCAAAUGGAGAAACUCGUGGAGAGGAAUUCUUCGAUGCUGGUGCCAAAUUCCACGUUCCUGCUGACUAUAAGUACAUGUCCUAUUUCGUGGCACAUAUUUUAGAAUUCCAGCUUCACAAAGCCAUGUGCAUUACUGCUGGGCAGUACAAUCCCAACAAUCCAACUGCAAAUCCCCUCCAUAAGUGCGAUAUUCACAACUCCUUGGAAGUUGGUGAAAAAUUGAGAGCAGGUCUCGGAUUGGGACUCAGCAAGCACUGGUCUGAAGCCCUAAGGGAGAUGACUGGGGAGACAGAACUUAGUGCAGCAGCUCUCCUUGAAUACUUCAGCCCUCUGGUUGAGUAUCUGCAGGAGGAGAAUGAAAAAUGGGAGCUAAAGGAAGAAGAAACUAGCAACAGAAUCCCCGUAAUAGUGGGAUCUGUAAUUGGAUCCCUCCUAGCUGUGUGCCUUAUUGGAUAUGGAAUCUAUCUCUUCCGGAAAAGGAGGAUAGCAAAAAAGCAAAUUGGAGAAAUAACGCCGGAUGAGAAGAAUUGAAUCCACGUUGUAAUAACGGUUAGGCAGUACUAAAUGUUUGAAAAUACAUUUUAUGCUAUGCAAAAACCAACGAAGCUCCCAUUCACCACGAGGCGGUGUUCAUAAACGCACUUUGAAUCAUAACUUCCAUUCACAACUAACUAAGAGGCCGCAAGAUGUCGGUCAGAGUAUUAAGAAAAGCUUCUUGUUGAGAGCAUAAAAAUUAUUUUUCACAGUUUAUUAAACAAUCAUUGUUAUGUAAAAUAUAGCAAUAAAAUGAAAAUUAUUAAAAAUUA
Molecule: messenger RNA, 4343 nt
Organism: Lutzomyia longipalpis
Lineage: Eukaryota; Metazoa; Arthropoda; Insecta; Diptera; Psychodidae
Product: angiotensin-converting enzyme-like
Exons: 6
Coding region: 256-4068 (1270 amino acids)
Biological process (GO): proteolysis
Cellular component (GO): plasma membrane
Molecular function (GO): metallopeptidase activity; peptidyl-dipeptidase activity
Source: RefSeq, a predicted model, not a curated record